Messenger RNA from Punica granatum (pomegranate), 1487 nucleotides. The record is from RefSeq and is a predicted model, not a curated record. Lineage: Eukaryota; Viridiplantae; Streptophyta; Magnoliopsida; Myrtales; Lythraceae.
GCCAUUUUGACGUACUCGCGCGCCCCGCACGUUACUUCUGGGCUGAGUUGACUCUUCCCCACCAGCAGCUUCCAUUCUUCACCUUCUCCUUCUCCACGGCGAACUCGCUUGCUCGUUCGCUCGCUCCACUCACUCACCUGACUCGCUCUCUCAGCUCAGUCUCAGGGGAAACCCCAAAAUCCUCCAUACCCGGACCUUCUGCAAGAAAAGGGGGGGAUUUUUUCGUUCUUAUCGGCGGCCAUGGGGGUCGAUUACUACAACGUGCUGAAGGUGGGGCGAGACGCCGGGGAGGAUGACCUGAGGAAGGCCUACAAGCGGCUGGCCAUGAAGUGGCACCCCGACAAGAACCCGGUCAACCACGAGGAAGCCGAGGCCAAGUUCAAGCUCGUCAGCGAGGCCUACGACGUCCUCAUCGACCCCCGCCGCCGCCAGAUCUACGACCUCCACGGCGAGGAGGCCCUCAAGGGCGCCCCCGACUUCCCCCCGCCCCCCGCCCGCUCCCCCUCCUCCGCCGGAUCCCGCUCCGACUCGUCCUCGUUCCGGUUCGACCGCCGCAACGCCGACGAGGUUUUCGCGGACUUCUUCAGCGAUCACCUCAGCCGGUCCCGUGUGUUCGGGGAGAAAGGGCACAGGGCCGGCAGCGGCAAGGAGGGGAGGAGCAGGGAGAACGGGGGCGGAAAGAAGCCGCCGCCGGUGGAGAGCAAGCUGCCGUGCAGCUUGGAGGAGCUGUACAAGGGCGCGAGGAAGAAGAUGAGGAUCUCACGGGUUGUUCCUGAUGAAUUCGGUAAGCCCAAGACGGUUGAGGAAACCCUCAAGAUAGAUAUCUUACCUGGGUGGAAGAAGGGCACGAAGAUAACUUUUCCCGAGAAGGGCAACCACGAGCCAGGAGCCACGCCGCCUGACCUCAUCUUCGUUGUGGACGAGAAGCCACACCCUGUUUUCAAGAGGGAAGGGAACGACCUUGUGGUUGUUCAGACAGUGACACUGUUGGAAGCUCUCACUGGGAAGACCCAUAACCUCACAACCUUAGACGGGAGGAAUCUUGACAUCCAAGGGAUAGACAUCAUAAGACCGGGCCACGAGGUUGUGAUCCCGAACGAAGGGAUGCCCCACUCAAAGGACCCGAGCAAGAAAGGAAACCUUAAAGUCAGGUUCGACAUCAAGUUUCCGCUCCAACUCACCGGGGACCAGAAGUCCGACUUGACGAGGGUGCUAGGAGGAGUCGAGAGCUAGUCUAAUAUCUAUAUUCUUAUGGGAUUUUACGAUAAUUAUAGUUUUUCAUGCUGAUAUUGACACGGUUAUAUUGACUCGACUGUACAUACUAUCGUGAGUACAUUAGAAGAGAGCGAAAGAUGCUGUGCAUAUAGUAGGGUCUUUGAGGUUGCAAGAGUUUGGUGUUAACGUAAUUGUGAAAUUGUAAAAGAUUGUGUUUCUGCGUUCUUUGCUUUGCAUCUGCUAAUAAUACAAAUAUUAUUACAGGCUUCUUA